GGGCCCAUCCCGUCUGCUUAGCUCGGGUGGGGGUACCUUUUUCCGGUCGCGGCCUGGCGUGGGGGCAUAAAAAAAGUGGUCAAUCGAGACGUGUACGCUGCGUGUGUAUCUGCCCCCCGAGAGAAGAAGUCCUUGCCUCCUCGCGAAUGGAGAGUGCAAACAGUCUGAGCCCUAGGCGACUUUCCGCCAUUGGAGCGAGUCAAAAGUCGCGGCGACAGUCUUACGCGGGGCAGUCUCUCUCUCAGGACUCGGCUCCUCCCGGCGGCCAGCUGAAGCGGGUGCCCACGGUGAGCGGACCGGUGUCUGCCUUGGACAACCUACAGAUGUAUCGGCUCGACGCUAACCACCGGGGCUCGAGCUCCAGCGCCUCCCGGCGCACCAGCCGCAACGAGGAUGCAUUCACCUGUUCGCAGCAGAGCAUCCUCAGCGCCAUGGAUCGGUUCGUCAGGUCCGUGAACAACAUGGAUGCCACGGUGCUGGUGCCGUCGAGGCUGCGCGACAUGGACCUCACCGACAAGGCGGGUCGGGCGCCGCCGGCCAACCUGAUGCAGACGGACCUUUACUCCUUCUACAACAUGCUCAACGACGUCAAGAACGAGCUGCUGUGGGGGCCUAGCGCGGCCGCCACCUCCGCCGUGGUGCCGCUGACCGGGGCGCUGCUACGGCCGCCCCCGAAGCACACGCGGCAGCCCUCGGACGAUAGCCUCGGGUCCACGGGAUCCACGUCCGACACCGACUCGGACGUCGACAGCGUGGUCACGGACCGCGACGGGCUCGAGCAGAGCCUUCACCUGGCCGCCGCCUUCAGGCAUCACCUGCAGGGCCUCCACGCCAUCCUGCAUCAGCUCGCCGACUCGGCCGACUACCUGGCGUGCAGGUAUCAGGAGGAAGUUGACGCAUCAGCGCUCUGAUCCACCCUUCGACGACAUCGCGGUGGUGGUGCGCGUCGGGACCCACAGGCCACAACGGGAUACUAUACAGUGCUCCAUCGUCGCCGCUCCGAACGAUGUUUUUACAGUGUGCUCGCUUUCCGCCGACUCCCGCCGCCCCAAAAGAUCGAGCAAGAGGAAAAUUUGCCGUCUUCCCCCACGCCCACCCCUGCGAAACAGGGACGUCUAAAUCACAAGUGUAAAGAAACUGUCUUCGUUUGCUCGGUUUUUUCUUUCCUUUUUUUCUGUUCUUUUUUUUUUUCUUGCCAUGACACGUGGAGGACGCGACAGGUCUGCCUCUUGUUUGUGCCAGUUUCGGUUUUACGGCCGAAUCCACGGCUCGUCGCCGCGCGCUCAGAUUCGAGCUGCCGCGUUCUGUGAUCAGCUCUGUUUAUGCAAGUUUUGAUUCGGCCUUCCUGAAGCUGCAUCGUGGCGCAAAAAAACUUUGUUUCCCCCCUAUCAUCCCCCCGCCACUUAGUGCGGCUGGUAUGUCUGUCAGGUUACCCACGAAACGUUAUCUUCGUUGCAAAGCGCCGAGUCUCUGUCUGUCCGCCCCGAUGUUGCACGGUGCAAGAUCCCUCCAUCACGAUAUCGUCCCUUAUAUGCGGUGCUCGGAAUAAGGGGGCACGUAGAAUGCGUAGCGGGAAGUUUUCGUUUUCCGGGUGAACCUGGCAAGACUCCGCAAAAAUGGCUGCGGGAGGUCCCGUAUGUGGGCCAGUAGUGUGUUAACUUAUUUCGCUGCGCCUCGCGCUUUUCGGCGGCCAGAUCGCCCGAAGCUUGUUUCUUGUCACGACUUUUUUUUUUUCCUUGUCAUUUUUUUUAUGUAUCUGAGAGAGUAGAACCGAUCGUAACAGUUAGCUCACAGCCCGCGAUGCACACACACUUGAGCGUCCGCUGCCAAAUUUAGACUUGCACGAAGCGCCUUUUGCAGUCCCAUGUCUUGCCACAUUUGCAUUUAACCGUACUUUCACGAGUUUUGUAAUUUUUCACGUGAUAGGGAAGGCGUUUCUUCGUUAUCUGGCGCGGCAAAAGUUCGAAUAAUGUAAUCUGAAAACGUCUAACAUUCCAAGCUGCUGCUGCAUUCGUCGCUAACUGCUGUAUGGGAGAAUACUCACGAUCGAGUUUUUUUUUUUUUUUUCGCGGCACUCGUAUUUUUUUCCUGACAUGGUUGUUCGUUCGGUGUAGCGACGCGAGCUAUAGCUUCUCGGGGAUAGUGUGUGUUGCGGAGCUUCAAAAGAAAAAGCGUGUGUUUGAGCGAGUGCGUGUGUACAUAUGUAAAUAUGACUACAUUUUUUUUGGCUGAGUGUGCAGAACGAUGUUAACUAAAAUAAAAGCAGAAGUUUAUACAUUA
Molecule: messenger RNA, 2280 nt
Organism: Dermacentor albipictus
Lineage: Eukaryota; Metazoa; Arthropoda; Arachnida; Ixodida; Ixodidae
Product: mid1-interacting protein 1A
Biological process (GO): regulation of lipid biosynthetic process
Cellular component (GO): cytosol
Source: RefSeq, a predicted model, not a curated record